AUGUCGAACCUCAAGCAAUGGGCAUUGGAAUAUGUGCUCUCCGACGAUGAGACUGCACAGCUAGAAAUUACAAAGAAAGCCGCAUUGGAAAUCGAGAGCUCCCGGGCGAGCAGCACAGUUGUCGGGAAUUGGGCCGCUUCUGUGCAGCAAUGGAUGACCCCGGCUAAUGCCGAGAGCGGCCCGGCUGAGGAUGGCGUUGAAGGGGUCAGUGGUGAUAUCAUUGCUCGGGCAAAGGUACAACGACUUAUUGGGUUCUUCGGAGCUAUGUUCUCGUACGACCACAAAGCAGGCAUCACGGCAUCCGCCAAGGCGUUACGGCAAUUAUACGCAGCGAAGUCUUUCAAGCCUAACAUGGGCAUCAAGAUCCUCGAAGACGUCUGCAAGAUCAAAGAGGACUUCCGGCUACAGACUGCAGCGACUAGGUUGGAGUUAUACCAGCUCUUUCUCAGCCUCAUCCAGGACCCAGCCGUCAGCAGCGAGUUGCAACACAAGUACGGCUCAUCCUGCGGUUUUGUCCUUGAUCUCAUCCAGGUGUGCCAAAGUGAGAGGGACCCACGAAAUCUCAUGAUAUGGUUCAAGAUCCUCGCCCUGUUCCUCACAGAAUACGACCCAUCGCCGGAGGUGAGCGAGGAGAUUUUCAAGGUCUUCUCAGCUUACUUCCCCAUUUCUCUGCGAGCUUCUGCCACGCCAGUUGGGAUAACGGCCGAAGAUCUCAAGGAGGCGUUGCGGUACUGCUUUUCAGCACAUCACCGUCUGGAUAUCCUCAAAACGAUUCAAGCGUGUAUUGAAAGUUACGACAACCCACAGGCAAAUCUUGUGCCCUACGUUCAAAACAUCUGGAACUCUCUCAAAUAUGAAGUUAGGAACGGCGAGGUGAAGGAGACCAUUAACGCCACCCUCCAAGUCCUUCGGGCCAUCGCGCGGAAGCUUGAUGGUACAAAGACAUUCAAGCUCGACGUCUCACUACUCAAGAGUUACGUCGAUCUUGUCUCUCGGGACUGCGGGGACGAUCUGGCCAACCCAACCUACACGAAGCAGGCCGGCCUACUUCUGAUGACGGUCAUCAGCUCCAACAUCAGGGCCUAUGUGCUCUACAACGCCGGUUUUAUAGACACCAUCCGGCAAAACCUUCGCCAACCGAAAUCACCUUCACAUGCCGCCGACCUCCUACUGCUCCUAAACUCUCUUCUCAAAACUCGGAUGGAGUUGUUCCGAGACAGGAAACAGGGCCACGCCGACGAUGAGGAGAGUCUCAAGAUAGAAGAGCGCACCCACUUAGACACAUUGUUUCAUGACGCGUACCUCCCAGUAUGGACCGCCAAAUCCAAAGAAGCAGCGUCCGAAGACAAGGACGUUCUCAAACAGGUCACACAAGGCCUCGCUCUGCUCGUCAGUCAACAGGUUCUUCAGGAAGACGGGACACCUACAUUGCUGUGCUCUGCCUCGACGUCCAGCGAGAUAUGUUCCCUCUUGAUUGCGAUCAUCACGAGGGGCCUGGCGCUGAGCUCGAAUGAUAACACCGCUGAGGAUACAACGCUAGAGGAUGAAGCUGUCUCGGCCCUGCGCACCAUUGUCGCGAACUACACUGACGGGUACGCAGAGCUUGCGGGGCGGGUCAAGGCAGAGAUCAAACAGCGCGAUUGGAGCAACCCCUCGGAGUACUCACUCGGUGCUUUGAAGGACCUCUUGUCUCGAUUCACCUUUAUUGGGUGCUCCGAGAUUCCCUCAAGCAUCCAUUUAGAGACGACACAAAAGGGCUUACCUCUGCAACAUUUCGUUACGCUGACAGCGAGUCUCUUGGGGCUUUUCCCCUUGACACCCGUGGUGAAGUCCAGCUUGGAUGAGGGCGCCACCGCAAACGCGCAUGUUAUUUCAUCGCUCCAUGCAUCCGUGAUCUGGUUCCGGGAAGCUUGUGAAGCCAAGUAUGGAGCUGAAGCUCUCACGUCGAAACAAGCGGAUGCUCAAGACUGGUUGGCCGAGUUUAGGGGACUGCCCGAACACUCGCUACUCCAAUCAGACGAAUCAGCCAUCGCAGCGUUAUCACCGUCAAGUGAUGACGGCCCCGCUAUCUACGCCCAGUUCCUCAAGCGCAGCGUCUUCAUCGUGGCGUCUCUCUACCAGUCCGCGUCGACCGGAGCUCAGGGUCCCUGGGGCGAGAAGGCCCUGGUCCAACUGUCCCAGAUGGCUGCGUUGGUGGUACGCAGCCUCGAUGAGAAACACCAGCUCUCUUGUAAUUUGGCCCACGAGGCGUUCAACUUCUUCCGCGCCACAACGGAGCCGACUGUCGAGACAUCCUCGGGCCUCGCGAGUGGGCUUUUGACUCUGGGGAUCCUUCAGGGGCUACGGCCCGCCGCUAUUACGGGACUGUACAACCCUGGUGGACACGCCGAAAGGUUCAUGAGCGAGAUUCCCGACUUUGGCGGCCUCUCUUCCUCUCGUGAGAGCGAUAUCCGGGCUGCGAUAGGAUCGAUUCUCGCCAACAAGUUCAAGCCCGGGCCGCAGGCUGCUGGAGGGGACGCUGGAGUCCUGAAAGGCGUCCUCGAGUUCUGGGCGAACUGGCUCAAAGAAUCCGCCUCAUCAACCUCCCUCGACGCAACCAGCUUCCGCGCAGGCAGCGCCAUCGGCCUCAACUUCAUAGCCGGUGCCGCAGCCCGUCAAGACCCGCAAGUCCUCACUCUCAUCCCCGCCCUCCACACAGCGGCAUCAUCCCCCACACCCAACGGCGAGAUCCUCGCCUCCUCUCUCGGCCUCAUCGUCAAACCCAGCUCGCUCCUCACGCGCGACAACCACGCCAUCACCCGACUCUUCCAUAAACAGUGGAUCUACGCCCACCUCGCUAAACCGCUCCUCCAGCCCGCCCAGCCGGGGUCUGCCGACCAGCUUGCCGCAGCACGUUAUCGUGUCGCGGUCCUAUCUGUCCUCCCGCAUUGCUCCUUUACGAUCUACCAGGAUGACCUCCCGGCGCUUAUUAGGCUGCUCGUGACCGCACUCACCAGUCAGGAGGGCUUGUCAUUGUCCGCGGACACCAUCUCGUCGCAGACAGUCGCAGCACUAGAGGUCCUGAUAGAAAUCCUGGGGAACGAGCCCGCCACACUGGCAGGCCAUGUCGGCGCUGUCAUCAAGGGUGUGACGAAAGUGUACCAGGAAAACCCCCCGUUGUCAUCUCGAAAGGACACUGCAACGGGGCCAGGGGUAACGGCAGCGAAACGGGCUUUGUGCCGGCGUCUGGCGCUGCAGGUGCUUGCGGCGGUGCCGGGGCGAUUUGAGGAGCGCCAUGUGAGGGCGUAUGUGUUGCCGACACAGAAGAUGCUGGCUGUGGCGUGUGGUGAUCCGGUGAGGAGGGUCAGGGAGGUGGCGAGGUCGGCGAGGGCGGGAUGGGCGAGGGCUGUUCAGGGGGGUUGA
Messenger RNA from Dichotomopilus funicola, 3402 nucleotides. RefSeq names its product Dos2-interacting transcription regulator of RNA-Pol-II-domain-containing protein. Gene Ontology annotation, biological process: iron-sulfur cluster assembly. Gene Ontology annotation, cellular component: cytosolic [4Fe-4S] assembly targeting complex. NCBI's taxonomy places the organism in Eukaryota, Fungi, Ascomycota, Sordariomycetes, Sordariales, Chaetomiaceae. The coding region runs from base 1 to 3402 and encodes 1133 amino acids. The record is from RefSeq and is a predicted model, not a curated record. The transcript is spliced from 5 exons.